Molecule: messenger RNA, 2070 nt
Organism: Protopterus annectens (West African lungfish)
Lineage: Eukaryota; Metazoa; Chordata; Ceratodontiformes; Protopteridae
Product: vomeronasal type-2 receptor 26-like
Exons: 4
Coding region: 1-2070 (689 amino acids)
Biological process (GO): G protein-coupled receptor signaling pathway
Cellular component (GO): membrane
Molecular function (GO): G protein-coupled receptor activity
Source: RefSeq, a predicted model, not a curated record
AUGUUUGCUCGCAAUUUGACUCUCAAACUGUUGUUUGGUAAUGAUGUUACUGACAGUGUUCAGUUAUUCAAACGUAAAAGUGAUUUCGUACCCCAUCUACCAUCUAAUGUGGAGUUGUUCGUGAAAGCGGUUGAAAAGACUUUAUACACAGAAAGUACGUCUGCCCAUGGGGGAUGCCUAGAUAAUUUAACAACUAUGGAAAGGCAGGCCUUGAAAGGUUUGAAGACAAAUAAUGACAUAAUUAUACGGCCCGCCGAUAAGGGGGGUCUUAUCGUAGUGAUGGACCGCAGCUAUUACUUGGAAACUAUGAAAUCAAUGUUGUUGAGUGAUGCCUAUGCUGAAAUAACUAUUGAUACGGUGACACAAAUGCAUGACAUGGUCAAUAGAACUUUAGUAGAAUGUAAAGGAUGUGGCUUGCUGAGUGAAGAUUUGUUUAGUUACUUUAUGGUAGAGUAUCCACUAGUACCUUGUAUGUACGGACUACCUAAGGUACAUAAGAAUCGAUGGCUGCCCCCAUUCAGACCUAUUGUGUCUGGUGCUGGGUGGAUAACCGAGCCCAUCUCUGUGUAUCUAGAUACCAUGUUUAAGAAAGUUCUGUGUCAAUAUGACUAUGUGCUGCAUGAUACGCAACACUUUUUGACUGGUUUAUAUGAAUUUUUUGAAAAUGCUAAUAUUAAAGAUAAUUACAUACUCACUACAUUGGACGUUGAGUCCUUAUUUACAUGUAUACAAAAUGAAAUUGGCAUUAAGAUGGUUAGAGAUUUGCUAUUAAGUAAUGGGUCAAUGGAUAUUUACAAGCUUCUCCAUUAUAUAAGAAAUGUAAUUUUUAAGACAAGUGAUGGAGAUGAGGUGCUGUUUGAUAUAAAUGGAGACACACCUGCAAUCUAUGACAUACUGAACUGGCAAGCAUCACCUAAUGGAACCGUGUCAAAGUAUGUGCAUGUUGGACAUUUUGACUCCCGUGCUCCUUCAGGACAAGACAUCUUCAUAAAUGAGAGCUUGAUUUUGUGGCAUGGUGGUAGCUCAAAGAUUCCACGAUCGGUCUGCAGUGAAUCUUGCCCUACCGGAACAAGGAAAGCUGUUCGCAGGGGAGAGCCAGCCUGUUGCUUUGACUGCAUCCCAUGUUCUAAAGGGGAGAUUAGCAAUCAAACUGAUGCCAGCAAUUGCUUCCGAUGCUCAGAAAUGCAGUGGCCAAAUGAGGUACAGAACACCUGUGUACAAAAACGACAUGAUUUUCUGUCUUAUGAAGAAGCCUUAGGUGCUGGUUUGACAGGAUCUACAGUGGUUCUCUCCAUAAUUACUGCUUCUACCCUUUGCACUUUUGUUAUGUAUCGGAACACUCCAAUUGUGAAAGCCAACAACCGGGAACUUAGCUAUGUUAUCCUUUUUGUUCUAUUCCUUUGCUUUCUCUGCCCCUUAAUAUUCAUUGGUAAACCCACAGAACUUACCUGCCUGCUUCGUCAAACUGGUUUUGGUAUGCUAUUCUCCUUGUGCGUUUCUGGGAUACUGGCUAAAACUAUUAUAGUUGUUAUUGCUUUUAAAGCAACAAAUCCUAACAGUAAUUUAAGGAGCUACAUGGGACACAGAACCCCAUGCUGCAUUGUUUCCUUCGGCACAUUACUGCAAGUCACUUUAUGCAUUAUAUGGCUGACAGUAACCCCUCCUUUUCCUGAGAUGAACAUGAAACUUGAAGAAGGAAAAAUUAUACUACAGUGUAAAGAAGGGUCAGAGAUAAUGUUCUAUUGCAUACUGGGAUAUCUUGGCCUCCUAGCCAGUGUCAGCUUUGUUGUUGCAUUUCUAGCAAGGGCACUGCCAGAUAGUUUUAAUGAAGCUAAAUUUAUCAGUUUCAGCAUGAUUGUAUUUGUGAGUGUCUGGCUAACUUUCAUCCCAGCAUAUAUCAGCACAACAGGGAAGUAUAUGGUAGCUGUAGAGAUAUUUGCCAUUGUGGCUUCUGAUGCUGGGAUACUAUUUUGCAUAUUUUUUCCCAAGUGUUACAUUAUUCUAGUAAGACCAGAAUUAAACACCAGAGGACAACUACUGAGUAAUGUAAAUACUUCCAAGAAAAAGUAG